Messenger RNA from Amorphotheca resinae ATCC 22711, 876 nucleotides. RefSeq lists its product as hypothetical. The transcript has a single exon. The record is from RefSeq and is a predicted model, not a curated record. The annotation marks the transcript as partial. NCBI's taxonomy places the organism in Eukaryota, Fungi, Ascomycota, Leotiomycetes, Helotiales, Amorphothecaceae.
CUCUCUCCUCCUCUCCUCUCCUCUCCUCUCCUCUCUCUCCCUCCUCCCCAUCACCUCACCUCGCCGCCGCCCUCGUUCAACCCUCUUUCUCUUUCCUUUCCUUUUUUUUGGCCACUACGUUCCCCUCUGCGGGUUCAUUACACUCUUUCGGCUUUCCAACCCAUCCUUUUGAAUUCAAGUCACUCCUUUGGGCCCACUUUGCCGCCAUACACUCUUUCGAUCGAGCCUCUUUUCCCGGAUCCUUCAAGCUCCCUUCCUAGCUUUCGAAUCCCAUACCAUUCUUUUUCCUGCCAGAUACAGCGAAUCCUUUUCCAUCACACUUCUCAACCUUUGAUUCUCUCGGUUCUAUCGAUUUAUACCUAUACUUUGUCGAGUCGACACCACUAUACACAUUUGGGAGAACCACCACACUCAUUCAAUUAUUGCAACAUCGGCCUAUAAGGAGAUCUACAUUAUCAAGCGAACAAUAAGGAACACUCGCGUACGGAGGCACUCUUACUCGAACCCAGCUCUGCGUGAGGAAACAUGGCCCAGGACACGAAGCCCGACAUGGCGGAACUGGCGCAGGAGGAUGCGGCGAUCAAGAUGUCCUCAACGCCAUCCCCAACCGCGUCAAAUCCAGCCAGCAGCUCAUCCGCACACCGAAGACCCUCACGGAAGAGUACUUUGACCCAGCAGCAGAAAAAUCGGAAGAGACAACGUGCGACGCAAGACCAAUUGGCCACGCUGGAGUUGGAAUUUAACAAGAACCCCACGCCAACGGCCACAGUCAGAGAACGAAUUGCGGAGGAUAUAAAUAUGACUGAGCGAUCUGUACAGAUCUGGUUCCAGAACAGGUGUGCUCCAUGCGAUCUAGACAGCCAGAAAAGAAACUGA